UGCUUUACUAUCUCAACAACGAUGGACGCCCUGAUUGCUAUUCUCCCAUAAAUGGACCAAGAAAGCUCUCAACACUCCGUGUGAUUUCCCCUUCUUCCCACCACUCAAACACAAAAAAAACGCCCCACACGAUGUCAUCCCAGCAGCAGCAGCCGCGCGACGGCGCAUCAAACCCCCCAACCAAACCGAUCUCCAUGGCCCUGGGCAGCAAAGGCAAAGCCGCCUCGGAAGCACCGAACGGCGCACCAAAAAAGACAGCCUUCAGCUUCCAGAGCAGUAGCAGAAGCGGCAGCAACACGCCGACGCCACGAGCGCCCGAACGAACACUUGCCCGCCGCCCGCAUCACGGCCUCCACGGCGGCGACUCCGACGAUGAUAAUGAUGACGAGGCGGCGCCCGUUCACCAGGAGGUCACGGGGUUUGACACCAUGACGGGUACUGCCAUCGCGGCCGACAAUUCACAUGAGAAACAGCCGCUGGUUAUCCCCGUGUCUAGCAACAAUAACUGGCGCGAUCGUCCCGGUGUGAACCUUGCACGGCCGAAGGGAAAGAAGAAUUUGCUUCCGAGGGAGGUGCAGGCUAUGCAGGAGGCGCAGAGGAGGGGGGCUGCGAAUGCUGGUAGUGGUGGGGAUGUCGAGACGGAGGGGCCGAGUAUGUCGUAUGGGCUGAGUCUCGCGCAGCCUACGGCGGGGCAGGAGGGUGACGAGUCUGGGGAUCGCUUGAUGACGGACGCAGAACCCGUUGACAGGGAGACACCGCAAGCAGCGAGGAAACCGCUCACGCAGGAUGAGGUGGCGCUGCAGGCGCUGAUUCGCGAGACUCAAGGCGAUGCGGGGGACGCCCGUCGAUCGGAUCUGGUGAUCGAGUCUACUGCUGGCGCCGACGGCCGAUACGACGAGACGACGUCGUUCAAGGCAGAUGUUGCAGCGCGACCCGAGCCAGCGUCUUUAGACCAAUACAACGCUAUCCCCGUCGAGGAUUUCGGCGCUGCCUUGCUGCGCGGGAUGGGCUGGAAGGAAGGCCAAGCGGUCGGACGCGGCAAGUACGGCAGCAACAACGCCAAAGCGGUGGGAGCCCCAAAGGUUCCUGAGCGACGGCCUGGGUUCCUGGGCAUCGGAGCUAAGGAUGCGUCUGGGGGUAAGGGGGCGGAGGCGGAGCUUGGGGCUUGGGGGAGGGCGGCUAUGCGCAAGGGGUCGAGGAAGUCUGGGAAGGAGGGCGAGCCGAAUACCGAGGGCGUCUAUAUGCCUGUUAUGAUGCGGAAUUCGAAAACGGGCGAGAUCAUCACGGAGGAGGAGUUAUCGGCUCUGCAGAAGGACUCGAAGACGAAGAAAACCGACGAUGACGAGUGGAAGGAACGACGGGAUCGGAAUCUUGAAAAGAGUGGCCGUGAUCGAGACCGCGACUCCCGACGACGCCGAGACGACGACUACGACGAUCGUUCAGAGAAAAAAUCAUCCCGACGAGACAGGAGCCGCUCAUCCAGUGACCGGCAUUCCCGACGACGGAAGUACGACGACGACGACGACGAUAGAUACUACCGAGAUCGAGAUGAUAAAGAUCGCGAGCGCCGUCGCGAGCGAGACCGUGACAGCGACAGGGACAGAGACAGGAGCCACCGCUACCGAGACGAUGACCGGUACAGUAGUUCGCGACACUCGUCGAAAGAGUCGAGUAGGCACGGACGAGAUCGAGAGCGGGAUCGGGAUCGUGGCAGUGACCGUGAUCGUGACUCUCAUCGGCGACGGAGAUAG
Molecule: messenger RNA, 1751 nt
Organism: Aspergillus campestris IBT 28561
Lineage: Eukaryota; Fungi; Ascomycota; Eurotiomycetes; Eurotiales; Aspergillaceae
Gene: spp2
Product: spliceosome ATPase-activating subunit SPP2
Exons: 2
Coding region: 132-1751 (539 amino acids)
Biological process (GO): mRNA splicing, via spliceosome
Cellular component (GO): spliceosomal complex
Molecular function (GO): nucleic acid binding
Source: RefSeq, a predicted model, not a curated record